Molecule: messenger RNA, 1268 nt
Organism: Ceutorhynchus assimilis (cabbage seed weevil)
Lineage: Eukaryota; Metazoa; Arthropoda; Insecta; Coleoptera; Curculionidae
Source: the annotation of a GenBank genome assembly
UGUGGCGUUUGUGUCAAAUCAAAUGUGUGUCCGGUGGUGAUUUAUCUGGAUAAGAGUUUGAAGUUCAACAAUGACAGGCUACGGUCUAAAAUACGACGAAGACAGCUGCGAUUCAGGCUUCGAAAUCUCCUACAAAUCCGAAACGACAGAGUACACAGACGAUCGUAGCGACCUCUUCGACUUCGACCAUCAAGAAUACACAACCCCCACCAAAACACCAUCAAUCGCAACCAACUUCAAUCCUGCUCUCUACAACAAAUUCAAUUCAGCUUUCUACGGUAGCCUCAAGGAAAUUGACCGUAGGCCAACACAAUGGCCACCAAAUUGUAGAAGAAAUUUACUAAACGAUUUCAACGAUAAAAUCGUAGAAGAACCAUCAACAACAGAAAAACAGAAGAAACGUUAUGCUACAGGAAGAAACCGGGUAUCCAGAGCUAAAAGCCCCACGCAAAUAAUGCGAAUCAAAAAAGUGAGAAGACUUAAAGCUAAUGACAGAGAAAGAAACAGAAUGCACAUGCUUAACGAAGCAUUGGACAGGCUUCGUUGCGUCCUACCGACAUUUCCCGAAGACACCAAACUGACCAAAAUCGAAACGUUGCGGUUUGCGCAUAACUACAUCCACGCACUCGCGGAAGCAGCUAAAGAUGUAGACAAAUAUUCAACAGAAGAGAAUGUUAUAAUCAAUGUGGGCAACAUGCAAGUGGCAAUAACCAAAGAAGACGACAGCAUUUCUUCGAAACCGUACGAAGAGGGAAAGUCAAAUGCUUCAGUAAUAAGUGGAAGUAUAACGAAUGCUAGUUUUAUGCAAGACUAUAAUAUGGGAUUCAAAAAUGAACAUUACCUGCAGAGGCCUUUUUCUACUAGUCCAAAUGAACAACUGCCUUAUCAGUAUCAGAAUGAAAUGGUGCCUUAUUCCAAUGAUUCCUAUUUUCAGCAAUAUUCAAAUCAGAUUCAUGGAUUUAAUAAUAAUGGAAUGUACGAUUAUAAUGGUUAUAUGAAGAUGCAAACGUAGGAUUGUGAGUUUAUUGUUGGAUUCUAUAUAAUUUUUUAGCAAUAUUUUUAUUUAUAUACAAAUUUUGUCUCAAUUAUUGAGAAAACUAACGUUUGUGUCCUUAUUUUGAAACUUGAAGAAUAUGUUUUAUUUCCUAUGUUUUUUUUUUGUUUUAUUUUUAAGUAUAUUUUCAAAUUGUACCUAUACCUACGAUUCUAGUCAAUGAAAAAAAUCAACGCUUUUAACUGUAUCUAGUCUUAAAUAAUGUUAAAGUUUU